AAAAUGAGUAAACCAGAAUAUCAAGGACCACCAGAGGAAUAUUACAAUGAAAAAGAAGCUAGAAAAUACACAUCAAAUAGCAGAAUUCAACAGAUACAAGCUGAUUUGGCUCAGAGAGCAUAUGAUUUAUUAGAACUUCCCAAAGAUGGUCAUCGAUUAUUAUUAGAUAUUGGCUGUGGUUCGGGUUUAAGCGGGGAAGUGCUUGAACAAAACGGACAUAAUUGGAUUGGUGUUGAUAUUAGUAGGGCAAUGUUAGAUGUUGCUAAAGAGAGACAUGAAGACGAAGAUAAUCAACCCGAAAUGAAUGAUUUUGUUCAAUUAGAUAUGGGUGCUGGGUUGCCUUUUCAGGCUGCAGUAUUUGAUGGCGCUAUAAGUAUAUCUGCAAUACAAUGGCUCUGCCAUUCAAAUUCAAAGAAAGACAAUCCACAAAAAAGAUUAUUAAAAUUUUUUGAAUCUCUUUUUGCGUGUCUUUCUCGUUCAGCUAGGGCCGUUUUUCAAUUUUAUCCUGAAAGUGAUUUACAAACAGAAAUAAUCUGUCAACAAGCAACACGUGCAGGUUUUCAAGGAGGACUUGUUAUCGACAAUCCAGAAUCACAAAAACAAAGAAAACUUUUUCUUGUAUUAAGUGCUGGUGUUAAUGCAGCAAUUAAUACAAAAACACAAAUAUUUAAUAAUUCUAAAAAAUCUGAAAUAAAUCAAUCACAUAUUGAGGUUAUUGGACGAAAAAGGAAAUUUAAUGAAAGAAAAAUUAAUAAAAAGAAUUUUAAAAAGAAAAAAUAA
This is a messenger RNA of Meloidogyne enterolobii, 780 nucleotides long. The record is from the annotation of a GenBank genome assembly. NCBI's taxonomy places the organism in Eukaryota, Metazoa, Nematoda, Chromadorea, Rhabditida, Meloidogynidae.